Messenger RNA from Dendronephthya gigantea, 1377 nucleotides. RefSeq names its product QRFP-like peptide receptor. Gene Ontology annotation, biological process: G protein-coupled receptor signaling pathway. NCBI's taxonomy places the organism in Eukaryota, Metazoa, Cnidaria, Anthozoa, Malacalcyonacea, Nephtheidae. The record is from RefSeq and is a predicted model, not a curated record. The transcript has a single exon. Bases 18 to 956 code for a protein of 312 amino acids. Gene Ontology annotation, molecular function: G protein-coupled receptor activity. Gene Ontology annotation, cellular component: membrane.
AUGAGUAACGAGACAGAAUGGUGUGUGUACAUUUCAGAUAUGAUCAUUCCUUGGCUUACAUCUUCCUCUUAUUAUCUGUGCUAUUAUUUGGACUACUGGCCAAUGUUUUACUAUUGGCAACAUUCUCUGAUAACAAACCGACCAGUCUGCGUUUGAAUCCUAGUAAUAUGUAUAUUUGCAACAUGGCAUGUACUCAGGUAAUCGCGACAUUUUCUGCAGUACUAACCAUAGAUAACGUCUUACAAACUUGGACUACUGGACAAUUCACGUGCAAGAUUACUUUCUUUAUCUUACAAGCCAGCUAUCAACAGGUUGCAUUCAUUUUACUGAUCCUACAUCUUCAGGAGUUAAUCAGGCUUAAACAUGUCAAAUGUUAUCAAAGAUGGUCCAUUUUAAAGCACUGGAAGAAGAUUAUGGUAAUAACGUGGCUUCUUAUAUUGACAUGUAACACUCCACAGUUAUUCUAUCAAGAAGUGCAAAGGUGUGCAGAUGAAUCCCCAAAGUCAGGAGUAGAGACGUUGGUCUGCGGUUGUGAUCAUAAUUCGUUUUCAUACAAAUUGCACCGGGCAUACACAAUAACUUUGUACAUUAUUAAAUUUCUCAUCACUCUUGGUUUAAAUAUUAUCAUUCGACGGACACUUAAUUUUAUGUCAUCAAAUACAACAGCUUCAUCAUCGACAGGAGGAAACGUCAUUUUGCUGCGAAAGAGAGAAUAUACAUUAAAAACACUUUCAAUGCUGUUCAUACUAAAUUUUGUGUUAGCCUCGCCACAGAUAAUCUUAGAGUUUUUUCAUGACUAUGAGAUCCCUGGCUCAAGCACAACAUCCUAUAUAUGGUUGCUAGUUCAGUUUUUGUAUUUCAGUCGUUAUUCUUGCUGUUCAAUUGCCUAUAUUAUCAUGGACAAAAAGUGUCUUCAAAAUGCCAAGGAGAUCGUGAGGUGUAUUUGUUUAUAUUAGGAAAAUAUUUGACUGCAGUUUAAUAGUUGUACUUUUCCAGGUUGUACGUAUACACUAUAUACGGUCGAGGGGCAUCGUGGUUGUGCGCAGUUGUGUGCGCACCGUUAAUAAAUUCAUCUAAAUUCACUACAUGUGGUCUUCACCACAUCAUGUCAUCUGACCUCACUAUCGUGGUAAUCGUGCGAAAACAAAUGCAGUGUUUGAGGAGUAUUUGGGAAAUCACUUACACAUGGGUUACAUCAAAACGCCUACAAAAUAAGGAACGAGAAUUCAACUAUUAUUCCAUUGACAAUUUGCGAUGGUACAUUCAGAUUCAGUAAUUUCAAGAGUAUUUGAAAUAUAUUGUUUGUCAGGUUUUGCUUCGAUUUAAAGGUGAUUUUAUCCAGUAGCCUAAAAGAGCAAACUUUAGCAUCGCAUCGCA